GCGUCUUUUACCGUAUACACAAAUCAAGCUCUCAUCUUCCUGUUUUCUUUUUGAGAGUCGCUCUUCCCGGCAGUCAUCAAUACACAUCGGCCAUUAUGUCUUCUGUUAUAGGAAGCAUGGCCUCAUCUCUCCAGUUUUACAUUGACCAGCAUCCCUUCCCUACCCUGCUCACUGUGGCCGCCGUCCUUAACCUCCUAUGGUAUUACCUUGUUGUUGAUCGUCGCCCUUUGGUGUAUGGUGGACGAGGUGGCCUCAAGGACUAUCUACUAACUCACUGUCCUGUUCUAUCCCAGUCCUAUAGACCCACGAUAUGGGCCUGGCAUUAUCACGGGACUACAAUUAUCAGAGCUUUAUUCCAGCAGUGCAUUCCGAUCGAGUUUGACAGGGAGAUUGUUACUUUGCCUGAUGGUGGAGAACUUGCCCUCGAUUGGAGCAAGCAGAAGAAAGAUGAUUCCGCCAUGUUGCAACAUAAACCUGUAAUGCUGAUCGUACCAGGAAUAACAGGUGAUUCUUCGCUGAACUAUGUAUCACACUUUGUUCAUGAUGGCCUUUAUCAAGGCUACCACUGCGUUGUCUUCAAUCACAGAGGAAUGGCUAACAUGCCGCUUAAAUCCCCUCGACUAGUUGCAGUGACUAACGAAGACAUUGAAGCUGUUCUUGAUGUUAUACAGACCCGUUAUCCUCUUGUACCAAUUGUUGCCAUUGGUGUCUCCCUUGGAAGUAUGAUUUUAACCAAGUAUCUAAACAGUGCUGGGUCUGAGAGCAAGAUCAAUGCUUGUGUGGCCUUCUCUGCAUGCUGGAACAUUGAGGACACGAUACCAACUCUUGAAGGAGUUUGGAUCAACAGGAAAGUGUAUGUGGAGACUCUGGUAGAUGGACUAAAGGACAUUGUUCAAAAGAAUGCUGCCAUAAUUUCUCAAAAUCCUAAUGUUGAUAUUUCAAGAGUUUUAAGGACAAGGCGAUUGAGUGACUUUAAUAAAGAGAUGACAGUUCCAACCUGGGGAUUUGAAUCAGUACAACAGUACCACAGGCAGUGCAGUAUAGACACACAGCUGAGUGAUAUCCAAGUACCAUAUCUUGCUGUAUCGUCAAUGGAUGAUCCUUUUGCUCCAGCACACACUAUCCCAAUUUUAGAAUUUGAAUCGAAUCCUAACACAGUUCUACUCUUAACGCGUCAUGGUGGACACUUUGGGUUUAUAGAGGGUGUCUAUCCAAGAGGAAGGUCUUGGAUGAAUAAAAUUGUCUCUCAGUUUCUUGUGGCCAUGAAAACAAAACAAGGACAGCAAUAAUGAAAAUGGACUUUAGUGUUUAUUACUAAAAUUACUUAGUAUUAUUACCUCUCAAUUGCAAGUAGAUUAUUAUCAUGUAGCACUUUUUAAAAAUCCAAUUUAGUAACCCAUUGGUAGAUGUUGUUUCAUUUCCUCUUUCCUUAUGGUGAUAUAUUGCAUUACUAA
This is a messenger RNA of Amphimedon queenslandica, 1454 nucleotides long. Its product is annotated as phospholipase ABHD3-like. Gene Ontology annotation, biological process: medium-chain fatty acid catabolic process; medium-chain fatty acid biosynthetic process. Bases 96 to 1289 code for a protein of 397 amino acids. The transcript is spliced from 7 exons. Gene Ontology annotation, molecular function: monoacylglycerol lipase activity; acetylesterase activity. NCBI's taxonomy places the organism in Eukaryota, Metazoa, Porifera, Demospongiae, Haplosclerida, Niphatidae. The record is from RefSeq and is a predicted model, not a curated record.